This is a messenger RNA of Lotus japonicus, 2764 nucleotides long. Its product is annotated as DEAD-box ATP-dependent RNA helicase 28-like. Gene Ontology annotation, molecular function: nucleic acid binding; RNA helicase activity; ATP binding. The record is from RefSeq and is a predicted model, not a curated record. Lineage: Eukaryota; Viridiplantae; Streptophyta; Magnoliopsida; Fabales; Fabaceae. Bases 74 to 2341 code for a protein of 755 amino acids. The transcript has 19 exons.
ACAAGUAGCAGCAAAACAAAGAACCCUUUCUAAACCCUGCUUGCAAAUCCUCCUUCACCGCUAGCAACCAACCAUGUCACCCAGCUUCGUCUUCGAACCUCCCAGCGAUGAAGAAAUCGAAUACUCCGAAGAAGAAGUAGAAGAAGAAGAAGAAGAAGAUGAAGAAGAAGAAGCCGAGUCAGGAUCAGAACCAGAAGAGCAAGAGCGCAAGGAACUGCGAGCUUCGAAGGCGAAGAAGCAGACACAGUCUCCAUGGGACUUCGCCAAGUACUCGGAAUCAGUGGCGGAGGAACACGCUCGCAGGAGCACAACAUCUGUUGACGAGAAAAUCACUGCCCUUAGACUUCGUUCCACGCCGCUCAUUCAUGCCCCCGACCCAGAAGAAGAUAAUAGCUCUGAAUCCGAACCUGAUCAACAAGAAGAUUAUAGACCGGAAGAAGAAGAGGAGGAAGAGGGCAAUGCUGGUGAUAACAAGCCUUAUUUUGCUUCUUCUGAUGGAACCUCUUUCCAUGCUGAUUCCUUCAUGGAGCUCAAUUUGUCUCGCCCUUUACUCCGGGCUUGUGAGGCCUUGGGGUAUUCUAAACCAACACCAAUUCAGGCGGCUUGUAUACCAUUAGCAUUAUCUGGGCGUGACAUAUGUGGAAGUGCCAUUACCGGGUCCGGAAAGACAGCUGCGUUUGCACUACCCACUUUAGAGAGGUUGUUGUUUCGUCCAAAACGCAUGCACGCAAUAAGGGUCCUUAUUCUUACUCCAACCAGAGAGUUGGCAGUCCAAGUUCACAGUAUGAUUGAGAAGCUUGCUCAGUUUACUGAUAUAAAGUGCUGCCUGAUUGUUGGGGGUUUGUCAACAAAGGUGCAAGAGGUUGCCUUGAGAUCAAUGCCAGACAUUGUUGUGGCUACUCCUGGACGCAUGAUAGAUCAUUUACGCAACUCUAUGUCAGUGGAUUUGGAUGAUCUUUCUGUUUUAAUCCUUGAUGAGGCAGAUCGUCUUUUAGAGCUUGGAUUUAAUGCUGAAAUUCAUGAACUUGUUCGCAUGUGUCCCAAAAAAAGGCAGACCAUGCUGUUUUCAGCAACCAUGACUGAGGAGAUUAACGAACUCAUUAAACUUUCCCUGUCAAAACCCUUGCGUCUUUCUGCUGACCCAUCUACAAAACGCCCAGCAACUUUGACUGAAGAGGUGGUUAGAAUACGAAGAAUGCGGGAAGUAAAUCUGGAAGCAGUUCUUCUUGCAAUGUGCUCCAAAACUUUUACUUCUAAAGUGAUCAUCUUCAGUGGAACGAAGCAAGCUGCACAUAGAUUGAAGAUUAUAUUUGGAUUAGCUGGAUUAAAAGCUGCUGAGCUUCAUGGAAAUCUUACUCAAGCCCAACGCCUUGAAGCUUUGGAACAGUUCAGGAAACAGCAGGUGGAUUUUUUGGUGGCAACUGAUGUGGCUGCUCGUGGUCUUGACAUUGUGGGUGUUCAAACCGUUAUCAACUUUGCAUGUCCACGCGAUCUCACCAGCUAUGUUCAUCGAGUGGGUCGUACUGCAAGAGCUGGAAGAGAAGGAUACGCUGUCACAUUUGUUACCGAUAAUGACCGGUCACUUUUAAAAGGCAUUGCAAAGAGGGCUGGUGCAAAGCUGAAAAGCCGCAUUGUUGCAGAGCAAUCUAUACUAAAGUGGUCUCAAAUAAUUGAUCAAAUGGAGGACCAAAUUGCUGAAGUACUUCAAGAAGAGAGGGAAGAAAUAGCCCUAAGGAAAGCUGAAAUGGAGGCCGCAAAGGCCGAAAACAUGAUUGCACAUAGGGAAGAGAUCUUUUCCCGCCCCAAAAGAACCUGGUUUGUCACAGAGAAGGAGAAGAAGCUUGUUGCUAAAGCAGCAAAGGACUCCAUGGAUACGGGAAAGAGUUCCAGGAAGGAGGUAAUUAGUGCCCAAGAAGCUGAAGACCUCAAAAUGAAGGAAAAGAGGAAGCGAGAGCGAGAGAAAAAUUUGCCUAGAAAGAAGCGCCGAAAGUUGGAGGCGGCUAGAGAGAUGUUGGAGGACGAUGAGGGUUAUGAUGAAAAGCCAGUCGAAGGUAAGGGGGCAAAUAAGAAAGAAAAGGCUGGAAUAUCACUUGUCGAUAUUGCUUACCGACGGGCAAAAGCAGUGAAGGCUGUCAAGAGGGCACUAGAUUCUGGCAAGAUUGUGAAGAAGGUUAAACCGAAAUCUAGUCAUUCUUCGCGAAAGACUCCUUCAAGGCCAGAAGAGAUGCGCGAUCUAUUCCAGACUGAGAUAAAGGAUAGAAAACCAAGAAAAGGAGGUAGUGGAGCAGGAAAGAAGCCCAAGAGUUCAUUCAAAAGCAAGUCAAGGUAUAAGCGCAAGUAGUCUAUGAGGCUAUUAAACCUUGUCAUAACUUUUAUGCAUGGAAGGACAAUAAAUCUGCAACAGGUGUCAUUGCUUUGCUCAUACCAUAUCUACUCAGUUAUUGGAGGUCAUUAGAUGAGCUCCCACGGUGAAUUGCGGCUGAUUCCUUCGGUGUUUUUGGGUGGCCAUGGUGACCGGUGUGUUAUCAGUGACGGGAAUGAUGACAGUAACAACCACUGUCCAAUAUCUUUUUGUUUUUCCCUUGGUGAUUCCUUUUGUAUUAUCAUGCCACCUUGAUUCUUAUUUCAAUUUUGCCUUGUGAUAUAGUACCAUAUAUCUAUAGCUGCUAAAUUUGUAACUUAGCAUUAGAUUGAGUUCAGAAUGUUACCAAUAGGAAAUAUUUAUUACAGCAACUCAAUAAUUUUACUAACGUUCGUUUUUGCA